GAGAGAGAGAGAGAGAGAAGAGAGAGAGAGAGAGAGAGAGAGAGAGAGAGAGAGACAGAGAGAGACAGAGAGAGAGAGAGAGGUGGUGGGGGGGACGAGCAAGGUAGAGUCAGAGUAAAGUGAGAGAGGGGAGAGGUUUUGGAGUUUGAGACGAUGCAACACACUGAGAAACUCUGAGUGCAACAGUCGACAUGCUGCAGCCUUCGCUCUGCUGCUUUCUGUCCGUCAUCGUCUUCUUCUUCUUCGUGUCUCCUCCGCUAGCUGAUGGACAGACCGUCACAGCAGGAGGAGGGGGAGGAGGACGGGUGGAGAGGAUCCAGGUGAUGUUCACGCCGACGAUCUGCAAAGUGCGCUGCAACCAGGACCGAUGUGUCAACUACUGCGAGAGAGGCAACGUGACCACGCUGUACAGCAGCAACACUGAGGGAGGAGGAGAGGGAGGACGGAGAGACGGCUCCCAUGGUCCAGGCUUCAGAGUCUUCCUCUGUCCUCUGCUCUGUAAGAACGGCGGCGUCUGUCUUCAGAAGGACCGCUGCCUCUGCCCCUCGAACUUCGUCGGAAAGUUCUGCCAGAUCCCUGUCGCCUCCACCUCCGCCGCCGCGGCUGCUGCAGCCUCGCCGUCCUCCACCAAUGAGAUCGUCAAGCCUGCGCUCCUCUCUGCCACCACAGCCAAUCAGGAGCUGACCCAGUCGGAGUUCCUUGUUCCGCUGGGACAGAACCAGGAAGCAGCGAGGGCCGGAGCUCCGGCUCUGUCCAUGGUGAAGGUCAGAGUGCAGCAUCCCCCUGAGGCCAGUGUGAAGAUCCACCAGGUGCUGAAGGUGUCUGGGUUCAGCCCCACCCUGCGGACGCUCUCCUCGCCCUCCUCGGGCUCGGCGGGGGCUCCGGCUCCUCCCGGUGUGGGCGUUCAGGCUCAGACGGUGCGAGGCGACGGCACGUACACCGAGCACUCCGGCUUCAGAUACUGCUUCAGAGAGGUGAAGGACGGACAGUGCAGCUCUCCUCUGCCUGGACUGAGGAGCAGGGACAUGUGCUGCCGAGGGAUCGGGAAGGGGUGGGGCAUCACCGACUGUGUCCUCUGUCCUGAUACAGGUCAAAGCAACAGCAGCUGUCCGUCUGGUUUUGAGCGAUCCAAUGGAACGCAGUGUGUCGAUGUGAAUGAGUGCCUCCAGCCUGGGCUGUGUGAGAACGGGAUCUGUGUGAACACCAGGGGGAGCUAUAGCUGUGUGUGUAGGGUGGGGUUCAUCCUCGACGCCACACAUGGAAUCUGCAUUUCCCAGAGUGUGAUAUCGGAGGAGAAGGGUCAGUGUUUCCGGGUCCUGGGCUCGGGUCAGGGUCCGUCCUCCUGCUCCCUGCCCAUCCUCAGGAACAUCACCAAACAGAUCUGCUGCUGCAGCCGAGUCGGCAAAGCCUGGGGUCACGACUGCCAGAGAUGUCCCUACUUUGGUUCAGUGGCCUUUAAGGAGAUCUGUCCAGCCGGUCCUGGUUAUCACUACUCAGCUUCAGUCCUUCAGUUCAACCAGAGAGUCAACGAGCAGCUGGGGGGCCGAGGGGCCACACUGGUAACCCACAGCAACCAGGACACCCAGGCUCCUGAUUCUGGAUCCAGCAGUGGUGGAGCCUCCAGGCAGAAACCCUCUGGUGGAGAGAGUACUUCACUGAGCUCUGGAUCAGCUGGUACCAGCGGCACUCAGACCAGACCCGUUCCACCUCCGACUCCCCGGCAUCCAUCUCAGCCUCAGACCCGCCCGGCCACCAGCUCUCCCUCCACCAGGACGGUACAGUCCAGCAGCACCGGCACCUCGACCCCCCGGGACAAACCCCAGACUCCAGGCAGAGCUGGGACCCAACAGGUCCGACCUGGGUUUGCUCCGUCACAUCCAAGACCACAGCCCCCGUCCACUGGGAGUCACGCCGGAGGUCGUUCCUCCUCUGUGUCUCGACCCGACCACACUCAAGCAAGAGGGGACUCGCUCCCUGCUCCUGCCCAGCCACAGAACCCCGAGCGUGGGUCCAGACCCCACGAAGAGCUGCCCCCUCUGGAGAACAGGCCAGCUGUCAGCCCCACAACCAGGCCCAGCAGAGUCCAGACAGUGCGAGGUGUGUGUGAGACCAGGCCGGGUGUAUGUGGGCGUGGCCUCUGUGUGGAUCAGCCAAGUGGGAAACACACUUGUGUGUGUGAUCAGGGAUACCAACCCAACACUCAGCGCACGUACUGCCAAGAUGUGAAUGAGUGUGUGCAGUCUCCAGGAGUGUGUUUGGUGGGAGAGUGUGUGAACACCAUGGGAAGCUACAGGUGUGUGUGUCCGUCUGGAUACCGGAGUAGUGGCGAGCAGACCAGUUGUCAAGACAUGGACGAGUGCCAGCUGAACCCCUGCAGGAACGGUCGCUGUGACAACACGCCGGGCAGCUACAGGUGUGUCUGUCGCCUUGGUUACAGGCUCACAGGCAACACCUGCACAGAUGUGGAUGAGUGUGCCGACCCUCUACAGUGUCCUGGUCAGGAGUGCAUCAACAGUCAGGGUUCGUAUCGCUGUGCGUCGUGUCAGCCUGGAUAUGGACUGAUCAACCAACUCUGCACAGACAUCGACGAGUGUCGUCGGACUCCCUGCUCCAACGCUCGCUGUGAAAACACACCGGGGAGCUACCGCUGUGUCUGUCGCCAUGGUUACAAGCUCCAGAACAACACCUGUACAGACAUAGAUGAGUGUGUGGAGCCAUCUCAGUGUCCUGGUCAGAUGUGUGUGAACUCGGUGGGAUCAUACCGCUGUGUGUCCUGUCGACCAGGUUACACACUGACCAACAGACAGUGUACAGAUGUAAACGAGUGUGAGAACAGUGAGUCUUGUCCUGGUCAACAGUGUGUGAACACGGAGGGAUCAUACAGCUGUAUGGACUGUCAGCAGGGAUACCACAGUGUGAACAGAGUGUGUACAGAUGUGGACGAGUGCGUGCAGGCCUCUCAGUGUCCGGGUCAGCAGUGUGUGAACACGGUGGGAUCGUACCACUGUGUGUCCUGUCAGCCUGGGUACAGCGGCGAAGAUGGCUCCUGCCAAGAUGUGGAUGAGUGUGCGAGCGCUGGGGGGUGCGGGGCCGAGCGAGUGUGCGUGAACACCGUCGGCUCAUUCAGGUGCGACUGUCUGCCUGGGUAUCGAACCUCCGGCCUGGGGAGGCAGUGCAGAGACAUUAACGAGUGUCUGGAGGGGGAGUUCUGUUUCUCCAGGGGCGAGUGUGUGAACACGCCUGGAUCCUACACAUGUGUGUGUUCUCAGGGAUUCACGCUGAGCGACAACGGGACGUCCUGCCUCGAUGUGGAUGAGUGUGCGAAGUCGGGCGUGUGUGUGGGCCGCCGCUGUGUGAACACUGAAGGCUCCUUCUACUGUCAGUGUCAACCCGGCUUCACCACCAACCCUGAAGGCACCACCUGCCUCGAUGUUGACGAGUGUGUAACGUCCGGCGGGUCGGUCUGCGGCUCGCAGCGCUGUGAAAACACCAUUGGUUCGUACCACUGCCUCACUUCCUGUGAGCCGGGCUACCAGGUGCACCAGGGCAGGUGUGUAGAUAUUAACGAAUGUGCCAAUAAGACGGCGUGUGGGGACCACGCCUUCUGUCAGAACCUGAUCGGGACGCACCUGUGUUCGUGCCACCAGGGCUUCACCUCCACCGCAGACGGACAAUCCUGCGUCGAUGAAGACGAGUGUGUGUCUCUGGCCGGUGUGUGUGGUUCGGCUCGCUGUGAGAACGUGGAGGGAUCCUUCAUGUGUGAAUGUGACCACGGAGAGUUUGACAUGACGAUGAGAAAGUGUGUCAGCACCGUACGACCAGCCGAGAUCGUCCCCAGCUACCCCUCCUCCUCUUCCUCCUCUUCCUCCUCUUUCUUCCCCUCCUCUUCCUCUCAUGUCAGUGCGGUGGAGUUGGACCCUGUGCCGCCCCCGCUGCCCGCCGCCCGUCCUGGCGAGCUGAGGGAGUGCUACUACAACCUGGCGGAGCGUGGGACCUGCAGCCUGCUGGCCACCAACACCAGCCAGCAGGAGUGCUGCUGCACGGUGGGCGAGGGCUGGGGGCUGGGCUGCCAGUACCACCCCUGCCCCCCCGCCGACACAGCCGACUUCCUGUCUCUGUGUCCCAGUGGGAGGGGCUAUGUCACCACUGGACCAGGAGCCUUCAGCUACAGAGAUGUGGACGAGUGUAAACGUUUCCACCCUGAGGUGUGUAAGAACGGAGUGUGUGUCAACAACAUCCCUGGAUACAACUGCUACUGCUCCAGUGGAUAUGUUUACAACAGCACGCUGCUGGAGUGUGCAGAUCACGAUGAGUGUGAGGAGGAGAGUUGUGUUGGAGGAGUGUGUGUGAACACGGUGGGAUCAUAUUACUGCAGCUGCCCGCCGCCUCUGGUGCUCGAUGACACGCAGCGAAACUGUGUCAACUCCUCCCACCUCACUGUGGAUGAGAACCUGUCUGUGUGCUGGCAGCAAGUCUCUGCAGACCUCAUGUGUCAGAGCCCCCUGCUGGGCGCUCAGGUCACCUUCACCGACUGCUGCUGUCUGUACGGGCAGGGCUGGGGGAUGGAGUGCGCCCUCUGUCCCUCCACCGACUCCGACGACAACGCCUUUCUCUGCAGUUCCUUCCUUCCUCCUCAUUUUCCAAGUUUUCCCGGUUCGAGCGGAUCAGAAACAGGAGUGAGACGAGGAGUCGGACAAGGAGGAGCAAGUGCUCCUCAUUUUCCUCCUUACGCUCCUGAGUCCUUCCCUCCAGCUGUGGUUCCUGGCCGAGACUUCAGUCGUCCUGACUAUGACGAUUACUCUCCAGCAGGGGGCAGCAGGCCAGGCUUCAGGACUCCUGCGUCCUUCAGUCUCCCGGACACAGCCUAUCGCAGACCUGAGUACGGAACUGGUUUCUACUCUGAAGGAGACUACACCUCCCCUGACGGGCCCCCCCCCAGGCCUCCAUCCUUCCGCCUCCUCCCGGACCCCCGGGCUGAGACGGCGUUCGGCGCCCGGCCUCCUCCUCCGUCCCAGCCGGACGGCCCUCCUCUCAGCCUCGCUCCGUUGCCCGGGGGUCACUACCCCGACCAGGAGGAGGAGGAGGAGGAGGAGGAGACUUGGAGGCCGGGGCCGCCGUUCCCACCCUUUACUGAGCAGAGAGGAGGAGGAGGAGGAGGAGAUAGAGUAAGAGGGGGAGGAGGAGGAGGAGGAGGAGCACUGAGGAGGGUGUAUGAAAGGCGUUACGAGUCGUACGCCGGCCUGAGCGCAGCAGAGGAUUGUGGGAUAUUGCACGGCUGUGAGAACGGCAGGUGUAUUCGCGUGGCGGAGGGUUACACCUGUGACUGCUACCAAGGAUACGAACUGGACAUGACCUCCAUGACCUGCAUAGAUGUAAACGAGUGUGAGGACGGCGUCAGCGUCGAGUUCCCGUGUGUGAACGCUCGCUGUGUCAACACCAGCGGCUCGUUUCGCUGCGUCUGCAGGAGAGGCUACGUCAUGUCCCGCAGACCCAACCACUGCGUGGCCGCGUAGACGCCGUCGCACCGGACCCGACCAGGACCCACCUGGGACUGGACACCGUGACAGACUGGGUCGGACUACAGGAGACUAAACUGGUCUGGGUUUUACUUCAGGACCAGAUUUGACAAACUAUACUCAACCAGGAUAAAACAUACUGGACUUUAAAACUGUAGAUUGCACUAAACUAGGCCGAGCUGAACUGGGCCGGGUCAGACUUUAUAUUAAGAGUCAUUUUAUUCAUCAGUUUCUGUCCGGCCUGGUUUAUUUGAACCAGAAACUGAAACCAGGCUUUUAGACCAAACCAGGCUAACUCUAGUUAGCCUCGCAGUACAAACCAGGCUAACUCUAAUUAGCCUCGCAGUACAAACCAGGCUAACUCUAAUUAGCCUCACAAUACAAACCAGGCUAACUCUAAUUAGCCUCGCAGUACCAACCAGGCUAACUAAUUAGCCUCGCAGUACCAACCAGGCUAACUAGUUAGCCUCGCACUACCAACCAGGCUACACCAGGUCACACAUGUUCCUGACGACGACGACACAUCAGGACGCUUGUUGUUUUUUAAAGGUCUGAAGAAAAGACGUGCAGAGUUGUGAAGUAGAGGAAGAAACAGUCUAAGUUUGAUUGUUAAUGUUAUUGUUGUACUUUUUACGUUUUAACUCAGAAAACAGAAGGAAAGAAGUUUUCAGGUCAAACAAACCCAAGAUAUUCACUUCACACGUGUGAAAUGUCUAAUUCACCUGGACAUUUCAUUUCAGAAUGUUUUAAAACAUAAAGACACAUUUUCUGAUAUUUUCAUAAAAGCAAAGAUUUGAAACGAGUUCAUGUUAAACAGUUUUUUCUGUGAACUCCGAGUCGACAUGUGACUCGGAGCCUCGAGCCCGUAAAGAUUCAAUCUUCACAUCAGAGGCUGAAAACAGAUGGAUAAUCAGAGCGGUGACAUCAUCAGCUCUAAUCGUUACAGAUCUGUUUUCACAGAGGAGUUUUUCAUUCUGAUCAUUGUAUCUACAACAUAAAAUACACACAUACAUUAAAUAUAUAAACAUCAAUAUACAAAACCGAUGUGUUUAAUGAUUGAGCGACUGAAUGUGUCAUCUACAGACAUGUAAAAGAAAAUAUUGUCUGACUUUAUUAAUGAAUGAUUAACGAUAUGUUUUUAAACGUAAACUGUCUUUUUUCUGUACAUUUUUCCCUGAAUCCAGAAACUUCACUGUAGUCACCAAAGUCACAACAUCGUUGUCUCGCUGACAAAGUCAGUGAAGAUGUUUUCAGUCAUCACCUCUAGAAAAUAUCCAGAAAAAAGUGUGGACAGUUUCUCGUGUGAAGCAGCAGCAGGAGAUUGUCCGGGUCCAACUCGUUCACAGCAACAGGAACAUGUGGGAACUUUCAUUCCAGAAGCUUCCACACAUUAUCCUGCUGUCUCCUCACAUGGACUCUGACAUGUUACAGACGUUUUACUAGGAGGCUGCAGGAGAAGAUCCAGAACAUGUCCAGAGACACUGACUCAGAUACAGAACCUCCAGAACACAUCAGGAACACGUCAGGAACAUGUGCAGAACCUCAGCAGCUUUACAGAUCUCCUGACCUGAGGGUGGCGCUCUGCUGAGUCAGGAUGUGAUUCUGGAGGAUACUGAUUCCAAUUUGCUUGAUUCCAUUUAGAUUUAUUUUUGGUUUAAAUUGAUCAAAUUCUGUACUGGACGCUGCAUCCAGUCACAUUGUGUUUAUAGUGAUCCACAUAAUCUGUUUCAGCCUGUAAGAGUUUGUGUUUUAUUAAUUUUCUGUUGUAGUUAACGAGCUGAUUCCUUCUCAGUAUACCGUGCACUGUACACACACACACACACACACACACACACACACACACACUGUGUUAUAAGUGUUUGAAUUGUCGUCUCUGGUGUUUUUUAAACUGCUCAUUUUUAUGUUUAAUGAUUCACUUUUGUAUUGUUGUGGUUUGUAUGAAAAGAAAUGAAAAUAUAUUUGCACACACACUUUCAGUGAAA
Molecule: messenger RNA, 7498 nt
Organism: Hippoglossus stenolepis (Pacific halibut)
Lineage: Eukaryota; Metazoa; Chordata; Actinopteri; Pleuronectiformes; Pleuronectidae
Product: latent-transforming growth factor beta-binding protein 4
Exons: 35
Coding region: 192-5513 (1773 amino acids)
Molecular function (GO): calcium ion binding
Source: RefSeq, a predicted model, not a curated record